Molecule: messenger RNA, 1377 nt
Organism: Stegastes partitus (bicolor damselfish)
Lineage: Eukaryota; Metazoa; Chordata; Actinopteri; Pomacentridae
Gene: hnf4a
Product: hepatocyte nuclear factor 4, alpha
Exons: 10
Coding region: 13-1377 (454 amino acids)
Biological process (GO): regulation of DNA-templated transcription
Molecular function (GO): RNA polymerase II cis-regulatory region sequence-specific DNA binding; zinc ion binding; DNA-binding transcription factor activity
Source: RefSeq, a predicted model, not a curated record
ACGCUGGUAGACAUGGACAUGGCAGACUACAGCGAGGCUCUGGACCCAGCCUAUACCACGCUGGAGUUUGAAAACAUGCAAGUGCUCCCUUUGGGCACAGACUCCUCACCGGCUGAAAGCACCAACAUGAGCGCCACUGGCCACCUGGCAGCAGGCAGCUUGUGUGCCAUUUGUGGUGACAGAGCUACCGGCAAACACUACGGAGCCUCCAGCUGCGACGGCUGCAAGGGCUUCUUCAGACGCAGCGUUCGCAAAAACCACAUGUAUUCGUGCAGGUUCAACAGACAAUGUAUUGUGGACAAAGACAAGCGGAAUCAAUGCAGAUACUGCCGACUCAAGAAAUGCUUUAGAGCUGGCAUGAAGAAAGAAGCUGUACAGAAUGAAAGAGACAGAAUCAGCACCAGGAGAUCCAGCUAUGAAGACAGCAGUUUACCCUCCAUCAAUGCACUCAUCCAGGCAGACGUACUUUCAAGACAGAUCACAUCUCCUGCUCCUAUACUGAACGGCGACAUCAGGACUAAAAAGAUCGCCACCAUCACAGAUGUGUGUGAAUCCAUGAAACAGCAGCUGUUGGUCUUAGUGGAGUGGGCCAAGUACAUCCCAGCCUUCUGUGACCUGCCCCUGGAUGACCAGGUGGCAUUGCUGCGAGCUCAUGCAGGAGAACAUCUUCUGCUCGGUGCUGCAAAGAGGUCCAUGCUAUACAAAGAUAUUCUUCUGUUAGGAAACGACCACAUCAUUCCCAGAAACUGCCCAGAGUUGGAGGUAGGCAGGGUAGCAGUGAGAAUCCUGGAUGAGCUAGUGCUUCCCUUCCAGGAGCUGCAGAUAGAUGACAAUGAAUACGCCUGCUUGAAGGCCAUAGUUUUCUUUGACCCAGAUGCUAAAGGUCUGAGUGACCCCGUGAAGAUCAAGCGAAUGCGGUAUCAGGUCCAGGUCAGCCUGGAGGACUACAUAAACGACAGGCAGUAUGACUCUCGAGGCCGCUUCGGUGAGCUGCUCCUGCUGCUGCCAACGCUACAGAGCAUCACCUGGCAAAUGAUCGAACAGAUCCAGUUUGUCAAGCUUUUUGGCAUGGCCAAGAUUGACAACCUGCUACAAGAAAUGCUUCUUGGAGGUUCUGCUAAUGAAGCUCCACAUGCACCUCACUCUCUGCACCCGCACCUGGUUCAGGAGCACCUCAGCAGCAAUGUUAUAGUAGCCAGCAGCAUGCCAACGCCAAUCCACAAUGGUCAAAUCUCCACUCCUGAAACCCCAAUCCCAUCUCCACCUACUGCCUCCAGCUCAGAACAUUAUAAAAUGGCUCAGGGGGUCAUAGCAACGGUGCCCAAGCAGCCGACCUCCAUCCCUCAGCCUACCAUUACAAAGCAAGAGGCCAUCUAA